AUGGUGUUGCUGUUAUCCAACUUUUCUUUCUUCGCCAUCUACCUGGCUCUGGGUGUCGUGCUAUGCUGGCGCCACGGAUUCCGUCGAUCAGAUGGUUGGAUCCUUGUGGUCACCCUGUCAAUCCUACGUGUACUCGCUGCAAGCUUCCAGCUCGCCACCAUCAACACCCCCAACACAACAACGUAUGGAGGCGCGCUCAUUUGCCAGGGAAUUGGUCUGGGCCCACUGAUUCUAUUGAACCUUGGACUUUUCAUCAGAAUGAACAUGUACUUCAAAAAGAUCCACCGACUUGUGUUCACCGCUAUCUCCGUUGUCUCCAUCGCCGCUAUUGCCAUUGCUGUCUACGGCGGUACUGAGUCCGCAGAAUCAGCCAGUCUGGGAACAAAUGCUAUGUUGAAAGUCUCCGUUAUUCUUUUUACAGCAUGCUACAUUGCAUUUUGGGGUCUUUUCAUCUAUUUCAUUGGAGACCGAAAAUUACUUCCCGAGGCCGAGCAAAAGAUGUUCCUCUGUCUCCCUAUCUGCGCCCCUUUCAUGAUCCAUUUGGGAGACUAUGUCCCGAGUCUUCGGGCACAUUUCAGUGUACUUACUGGAGACGUCACCACCUUUCUGUGUAUGGACGUCCUUGAGGAGAUCGUUGUGGUUGCGGUAUACGUGUUUUUCGGCAUGGGACUGGAGCAACUAUCGCCGGAAAUGAAGGGUACCAAGCGCAGAAAUGAUUCAGAAGUCACUGUAGUAUUGAAUAUUAUAGAUGAUCAAUGA
Molecule: messenger RNA, 759 nt
Organism: Penicillium longicatenatum
Lineage: Eukaryota; Fungi; Ascomycota; Eurotiomycetes; Eurotiales; Aspergillaceae
Exons: 3
Coding region: 1-759 (252 amino acids)
Source: RefSeq, a predicted model, not a curated record